Sciurus carolinensis (gray squirrel) is the source of this 405-nucleotide messenger RNA. Its product is annotated as histone H3-like centromeric protein A. Gene Ontology annotation, molecular function: structural constituent of chromatin; DNA binding; protein heterodimerization activity. Gene Ontology annotation, cellular component: nucleosome. Lineage: Eukaryota; Metazoa; Chordata; Mammalia; Rodentia; Sciuridae. The record is from RefSeq and is a predicted model, not a curated record. Bases 1 to 405 code for a protein of 134 amino acids. The transcript has 3 exons.
AUGGGCUCGCGCCGCCGGAGCAAGCCCGAGGCCCCAAGGAGAGACCCCGCGAGUCCGCCCCCCAGUACCCCGCGGCGGGGAGCCUCCCUAGGUUCUUCCUCACAGAGGCGGAGAAAUGUCUGGCUUAAGCAGGUCAAAAUGCUGCAGAAGAGCACAGACCUCUUGAUAAGGAAGCGCCCCUUCAGCCACCUGGCAAGAGAAAUAUGUAUGAAAUUCACACGUGGGAUGGACUUCAAUUGGCAAGCCCAGGCCCUGUUGGCUUUGGCCCAGGCAGCAGAAGCAUAUUUAGUUCACCUCUUUGAGGAUGCCUACCUCCUCUCCUUACAUGCUGGGCGAGUCACUCUCUUCCCCAUGUAUGUGCAGCUGGCCAGGAGGAUACGCAGCACUGAGGAAGGACUUGGCUGA